AUACAGAAGUUAGUCUUAUGGUAGUUAGAGUUAGAGUUACGUCUUAGUCUUCGUACGUAAAUUACAAAUAGGUGCCUAUGAGUUGGUGAUUACCUAAUUAUACUUUGUAAAAAAUGAGCAAAUUGCAAGUUCUAAUUUUUUAAACUUUCGAUUUUCCCAUCAAAGUGCUUGAGUACAUAAAAUAUUCCUUCAAUUUUGGAGCCAUUUUAGACUGUUGAUGAUCCUUCGUUUCUCAAUUGAGCUGCUGAAAUAUUUAUUGUGAGCCACCCUAUGGGUUCUCCUCCCCAUGCUUGCUCUAAAGGUUUCUUCAUUAUUAUUUGAUUUAAUUUUAAAUUUUCAAACUAAGGUGCUUCGCAGAUAUUGGGGAAAAUUGUAGAUAGGUUCGAAUCGUUGUCGUUCAGUGUUAGCAUGUUGUGAAACUAUGAACGUUCUCAUUUUUUAAAAUCGUGUUUUACCCUAGUUUUACUUUACUGUCUUGGACUCUUGGACCUUGGUUUUGGUGUUUGUUUGGUUUGAGGAAGUUUUCUCAUUUUAUGAAAUUGCAAUUGAAGUGAAUUAAUUGUGAUUUACCAAACCUAAUAUUUGACGGAGUGCUGAAAUUUCAAAUCACUCACAAUGGAUCGUAGAGAAAUAUACAAUCCGCAUGUUCAAACUGAAACACCAUCAGAUGAGUUUGUGCUCCGUCUCAGAUUUCCAAGCUUACAAGAGAUGGCGUACAGCCAAAUAGCCAUUGCAGUGUGGUACAGAUAUUGUUCAACUCCACGUCAACGAGACUACGAACAUAUGUAUCGUCCGGAGUCGUUUAAUGAACUAGAACUAAUGAAUUGCCGUAAACUAAUAGAAACUUUGAUGAUGCCUGGAUUCAUGAAAGAAAUUUUGAAUAAACGUCUAAAAAGAGUUUGCGGACAAACAAUUCGUUGCGCUUAUUACUUCAGAUACGAAUUAUUUUCUAGUAACUUAGUCGAGUACGGAAUUCGUCAAGUUGAUUGGGAGUAUUUUGUGUGGUGUCCAGAUGGUAGAAUCAAUUAUAAAAGCACCGCCAUCAAAAUGCUACAUUCGCGCAAGUUGACUGACGUGCAGAAGUUCGCCAUCAUGAGCCAUUUCUGCCUGGAAAAUGAGAUCAAAAUCUUCGAUCUGAAUCGCCUUCCUAUGAAAACCUUUAUUCCAAAAGUAAAAGAAGACCGGGAUUUUUUAUUGUUUUACUGGAUCUGCUACCUGAAGAACGAAUUACACAGCAUGGCAUCAUCAUCAUUCUCCAUUCGUACAUCUUAUCAUGAAUAUAGAUUUCAUUCUAUGUAUUAUUUGAUCCAUGGGGGAGCCUUUGAGUAUUUCUGGAAUCGUUUGAAUGCUGAAGAUCAAGUAACCUUUAUAAGUGACAAAUUAUUCAAGUAUGGCAAGUGUCACUGGUAUCACAGUCUGUAUUACAAGAUGUCACAUGAUCAGUUAACAAAUUUACUGGAACGUCAGCCAGUUAACGUAGUAUCACUUUUUAUUAAAGGAUGGGAAAUGCCUGAGUGGGCAAUUAUGGCUUGGAAGCGAUGUAAAAAUAGGAUAUCUAAUGAACAAUUUGUCGAUUUAUUGGCGAGAGUACUUGGCAGAUUUUACACAAAUCCAACCCUGCACCAAGAGUACAAAAUGAGUGUUGUAUUGGAAAUCUGGAAUACAGCCAACGAUCACCAGAAGAUUCAUGCAGCGAGACAAGCAAGAUUAGAAAAAGCUGCCGUUCAUCUCAUACUGUCUGCAACAAAUUCACUUGGAUUUGAUUUUGCACCAGAUGAUCCACGUCUGUGGAAAAAAUUAGCACCCAGUACCUUCAAGUUUCUACUAAAAUUUUUAUCUUUGAAAAGCGCCGAUUUCAGAAAAAAUCUGAUUCUCGAAGGUGACCCGUCUUUUAUAUUCAAUUUUGAUUUCCACGUGGUACACGAAAUAUUUGAGUUAUGCUUGCCAAAUUUCCAAGGUGAGGUGGAAUUCAACCAUGAACGGAGUAAACACGCAAUUCGUCCUUAUUUUUGUAAAAUGUUAUACACCGUAAAAGAUUAUGAUGAAUUGAAUAGAAGAUUGUUGCGUUCCUUUCAAAACUUGAAUAUUCCUUCAAAAGAUAUUCUGCAAAAAUUCAUCGAGUCAUUGAUUGUAGCCAAUAAAAGAGAAAGUGAAACUUACUAUCCCUAUAAUGGCAAUGAUAAAUCUGAUUUGAUAAGAUUGGGUCAAUUCGUCGCCAAAAUCCUGCAUGAAAAUGCGUCUACAGUGUUGAAAAUGAAAGAAUCGUACUUUUCGUCAUUCAGUUCUGCCACCAGUGAUCCGUAUGAACGCUACGGUAGUUUGAAUGAACUGAGCAAACUAAUUGAGCAGGAGUUUGUCCAUGAACAUUUGCAAGAGUUGAAAAACCGAUUAGCUGAAAAACUUCAAGCUACAAGUGUUGAGCAAUGGGUUUGCUAUGUUUAUGAGUAUGAAAAAUUCGCAUUUCUUUUUCCGUGGUGCUAUGAAAACGAAGAAGAAAUGUUUCUGCAAGUUGAACGUUGUAUACCAAUUACCAAUAUUGUUCGUAAGGUUCUUGAAGGAAUUGUUCGUUAUAACAUAUCUUUAUCAGAUUUUGUAGUUUCGACUUUCAAUAACUUGGAGAGAUUUCUGGAGUGGUACUUCUCAGGUGUGGCAGAAAAAGUAAUAUCUUUUAAAUUAAGUAUAAUGAGUGAUCCUGAGAAUGCUAAAAUACUAGAAUACAUGCAGCAAAACAAAAACAACAAAUGGCUUCGAGAAAAGUUUUUGCAGUGGAAUUGGCCAGCCUAAUGAUCUCUAUGAUGAAAUCACUGAAAAAACAAGUGGGGACUCAUUGCUGGGUAUAAUGCAUUCAAUAUCGGAACCCAUUUUUUCCAGGACUGAAUCCAUUAUGUAUUAUGAUUCUUUUUAAUGCCUACAGAUAAAUCGUCACUGAUUCCCUUCCUGAAAUGAAAGGUUAAUGGAAACCUUUACUGUUUCCAUUUUUUCCGGUACUGAUUCCCUUCUUGAAAUGAAAGGUUAAUGGAAACCUCUACUGUCGCCGUUUUCCCCGUGCAAUGAGUCCCCGCCUUAAAAAAUCAGUUUUUUCAGUGUAAGUACCUACCUGUGGCAUCAUAUCUACCUUGAUAAAUGUACAUAUUUCGAAAGCUUCAUUACUUUCUUAGAAGAUACGAUAUAUUAAGUCGAGUUUGCAUUUUUAAAAUUUCACUAUGAUGCAAGGCGUUUCAAUUUCCAGGACAGCUAUAUGCACAUAUUUGUAGGUUAUUUUAUUUUGAAACUGAUCUAUGUAUUUUUGUACCUAAUUCAAAAUAGAAAUUUCAACGUC
Planococcus citri (citrus mealybug) is the source of this 3319-nucleotide messenger RNA. RefSeq lists its product as uncharacterized. The transcript has 2 exons. The coding region runs from base 616 to 2784 and encodes 722 amino acids. NCBI's taxonomy places the organism in Eukaryota, Metazoa, Arthropoda, Insecta, Hemiptera, Pseudococcidae. The record is from RefSeq and is a predicted model, not a curated record.